CCGAGGGGAGUGAGGUUGAGGGUACUUGCUCCCGGUAUCUGCGCUCGAGCCUACGCGGAGAAGGUCGGGGGUCAGCACGCCCGCCUACUUGGCCCUUCCGCCAUGAGGAGAAGCGAGGUGCUGGCAGAAGAGUCCAUAAUAUGUCUCCAGAAAGCCCUGAAUCACCUUCGAGAAAUAUGGGAAUCAAUUGGGAUUCCAGAGGACCAGCGGUUGCAAAGAACAGAGGUUGUAAAGAAGCAUAUCAAGGACCUCCUGGAUAUGAUGAUUGCUGAAGAGGAAGGCCUGAAAGAAAGGCUCCUCAAAAGCAUAGCCAUCUGUCAAAAAGAGCUGAACACUCUGUGCAGUGAAUUACAUGUCGAGCCAUUUCAGGAAGAAGGAGAGACGACCAUCUUGCAACUAGAAAAGGAUUUGCGCACUCAGGUAGAACUGAUGCGAAAACAGAAAAAGGAGAGAAAACAAGAACUGAAACUACUUCAAGAACAAGACCAAGAACUGUGUGAAAUUCUUUGCAUGCCCCACUAUGAGAUUGACAUCACCUCAGUUCCCAGCUUAGAAGAGCUGAACCAGUUCCGACAGCACGUGGCAACUUUGAGGGAAACAAAGGCAUCUAGACGUGAGGAGUUUGUUGACAUAAAAAGACAGAUCAUACUGUGUAUGGAAGAAUUAGAUCACACCCCAGACACAAGCUUUGAAAGAGAUGUGGUGUGUGAAGAUGAAGAUGCCUUCUGUUUAUCCCUGGAAAAUAUUGCAACACUACAGAAGUUGCUACGGCAGCUGGAAGUUCGAAAAUCACAAAACGAAGCAGCAUGUGAGGGGCUCCGUGCUCAGAUACGAGAGCUCUGGGAUAGGUUGCAAAUACCUGCAGAAGAGAGAGAAGCUGUGGCCACAGUUAUGACUGGGUCAAAGGCCAAGGUCAAGAAAGCGUUGCAAUUAGAGGUGGAUCGGUUGGAAGAACUGAAAAUGCAGAACAUGAAGAAAGUGAUCGAGGCAAUACGAGUGGAGCUGGCCCAGUACUGGGACCAGUGUUUUUAUAGCCAGGAGCAGAGACAAGCCUUUGCUCCUUACUAUACUGAGGACUACACAGAAGAUGUGCUUCAGCUCCAUGAUGCCGAGAUUGUGCAGUUAAGAAACUACUACGAGGUUCACAAAGAACUCUUUGAAGGUGUCCGGAAGUGGGAAGAAAGCUGGAGGCUUUUCCUAGAGUUUGAGAGAAAAGUUUCAGAUCCAAGUCGAUUUAGAAAUCGUGGAGGAAAUCUUCUAAAAGAAGAAAAGCAGCGGGCCAAGCUCCAAAAAACACUCCCAAAGCUGGAAGAAGAGUUGAAAACACAAAUUGAAAUGUGGGAACAGGAGCAUGCAAAGGCAUUUGUGGUGAAUGGACAAAACUUCAUGGAGUAUGUAACAGAACAGUGGGAGCUGCAUCGAUUGGAGAAAGAGAAAGCCAAGCAGGAGAGACAACUGAAGAACAAGAAGCAAACAGAGACAGAGAUGCUGUACGGCAGCACUCCCCGGACACCCAGCAAGCGGCGAGGACUGGCACCCAGUACUCCGGGCAAAGUGCGCAAGCUGAACACUACCACUGUGUCCAAUGCUACAGCCAACAGUAGCAUUCGGCCUCUUUUUGGUGGGACGGUCUACCGCUCCCCUGUGUCCCGACUUCCACCUUCUGGCAGCAAGCCUGUCAUCACUUCUACCUGUUCGGGGAGAAAAACACCCCGUGGUGUCAAGCAUGGAGCCAAUGAGGAGAACCUGGAGCUCAAUGGCAGCAUCCUCAGUGGUGGGUACCCUGACUCGGCCCCCCCACGGCGCAACUUCAGCAUUAAUUCUGUUGCCAGCACCUAUUCUGAGUUUGCGAAGGAUCCGUCCCUUUCUGACAGCUCCACUGUUGGGCUUCAGCGAGAACUUUCAAAGGCUUCCAAAUCUGAUGCUACUUCUCGAAUCCUCAAUUCGACCAACAUCCAGUCCUGAGAAGCCCUGAUCAGUCAGCCACCUGAGGCUUCCUGUGCCUAAUUAUACAAGGGCGGCUUUAAUGUUUCGUCAGUUUAUGCAUGCUUGAAAACCUGGACAGGUUCCAUUACCAUGGGCCUAACUUAUACAAGUGAAUGAGUUUCAGAUGAAAAUCCAUCAUAGGAUUAGUGGGUCCUUAGACACUUGGUUUUAUUUUGACUCAAGAAAUACAUUAAAACUUAGUUCAUAGCAAUAAGUGUAAAUUUUAGCACAUGGAACCUAAUUUCUUUCCCUGCCCUGUAACUGUACUUGCGGAAGCACAGUCAAGGGCUUGUUGUUGGCUUCACCAUUGCGCAGCAAAAUGAUUGUGCUCAUCCUUGAGGUAUGGGACAUGAAGCAGUUUUUGGUUUGUACACUUAUGAUUAGCAAUUAAUAUCUUUUUUGUUUAGGGAUGUUGAAAUAAUGCAGUAGCUUCCAAAGCUUUGCUCUCACCUAACGCCUGUCCCCACCACUCAGGGGACAGCCUUCCUCCUGAUGAAGAUGUCUGGGUGUCAGAAGUUGUGAUGGCCUGACUCACUGCCCAAGAGGUGACAGGGAGGCUGGGAGCACCUUUGUUAAACUGUGUACAGUUCUGUUUUGUAGGGCAGGGCCCUUUGUAGGGUGUGUGUAUGAACACACAUGCUUGUCUGAACUUUAUGUCAGUUUUUCUCCGAGUCCAGUUCCUCCACCCUCUUCACUUGCCAACUAAGUGGGAGGCUGUUUGGAUGGGUUGGGCCGUUUCCAUCGUGGAGACAUGGAACUUUGCACAUGUCAGUACUGGGGAGUUGUUCCUGCUGUAGUGUCCACGAUGAGGCUCCUUACUUACCUACCCUAUUGAUCACUACUGUGCUCCCCAAAGCACUAUUAUUUAUUCUUCCUCUGUCUGCCUGCGCCAGUACUACUGUCAGCACAUUAAAUGGUUCUCAGACGCUUACCAGUGUGGACCUGGUCUGUGUCAGCCAUACUGUUUUUUAGUCAUAUGUAUACAUGUUCUGAUCUUAAAAUAUAAAUAUAUUCUCAAAAUAAAUUAAAAUUUGUAUAAUGGCAUUUCAAAAAUA
Molecule: messenger RNA, 3041 nt
Organism: Sus scrofa (pig)
Lineage: Eukaryota; Metazoa; Chordata; Mammalia; Artiodactyla; Suidae
Gene: PRC1
Product: protein regulator of cytokinesis 1
Biological process (GO): mitotic spindle midzone assembly; microtubule cytoskeleton organization
Cellular component (GO): spindle; cytoplasm; mitotic spindle midzone
Molecular function (GO): microtubule binding
Source: RefSeq, a predicted model, not a curated record